This is a messenger RNA of Paramecium tetraurelia, 471 nucleotides long. RefSeq lists its product as uncharacterized. Lineage: Eukaryota; Ciliophora; Oligohymenophorea; Peniculida; Parameciidae. The transcript is spliced from 2 exons. The record is from RefSeq and is a predicted model, not a curated record.
AUGGAAUAAAGAUCUUUUGGAUUUAUUAACAUUGACAAUUCUAACAAAAAAGGAAUAUUUUUGAAUCCAAUUUAUAAGUAUAAUAGAAGUGCGAAGAAAUUAAAGGGAUUAUUGAAUGAUGAUUUCUCUCAUUUACAGCAUAGCAACUUCAGGCAAAUUGAUCAAUCAAGUCGAGUUGGAUUUUCACCUCAUAAUUUAUAAGAAAUGGUCAAUAAGGCAAAAUUAAGAUUUAUUGAAACUUCUCCUAAUUAUAUAAUCAGAGGAUAAGAAAUAUAAACUGUACCAUUUUAUGUCAAGCAGAGGGAUGAUUAACUCAAAAAAGUUAAGUCAUUUAAAUCGUCUUUUAGAAAAUAAACUUAGAAAGAAGACGAUGUUAAUCAAAAAGUCUGUAUAUACUUAGCGCAAGCAUUUUUUGUUAUUCUGCUAGUCCUAAUUGCUACUGAACUUGUUUUAAGAAAAUAAUUAUAUUGA